This is a messenger RNA of Epinephelus lanceolatus (giant grouper), 3941 nucleotides long. It is a transcript of the gene sardh, whose product is annotated as sarcosine dehydrogenase. Gene Ontology annotation, cellular component: mitochondrion. Lineage: Eukaryota; Metazoa; Chordata; Actinopteri; Perciformes; Serranidae. Gene Ontology annotation, molecular function: protein binding. The record is from RefSeq and is a predicted model, not a curated record.
AUUGACAGACAUGUGGAUAUGAAUUAACUGAACGUCUCUGUCACGCUUGAGUGUCUGACUGUGGGAGGGGAGGGGUCUAGACAGGAACUACAACCGCGGUCCGACACCUAUGAUCUGACAGCUACUAAACUGCAGCUCCCCUGCCACACUUUCAAACGCUGUCGCUCUGUGGUGCACUCCAGUAAUCGGCCAUUUUUUGCGCCUCCAAUCCGCCUUCCUGCAAACUGUUUUUCAACCGCUUGAGAUCCUGCACCGAGUGUGUUUUCCGGUACAGUUUGUGUAGCAGGCGGAACCGAGUGGGCCAUGGCCUUCCUUGGAAGCGCAGUUCGGCGGGUGGUGUCGGCGGUUCGGCCUCCUCUCUCCCCCUUGUGCCGGACAACCGCUCGGUCCUACAGCUCAGAGCCCACCAAAGAAAAAAAUGUUCCCUAUGAGAAGACGCUCAAACAGACGGAUGGAGCCUCUUCUGGACCCACUAAACCUUUACCCAGGUCAGCAGACGUGGUGGUGAUCGGAGGAGGCAGUCUGGGCUGUCAGACCAUCUACCACCUGGCUAAAAUGGGGAUGUCCAAUGCAGUUCUGCUGGAGAGGGACAGACUGACUGCUGGCACCACCUGGCACACUGCAGGCCUGCUGUGGCAGCUGCGUCCCAGUGAUGUUGAGGUAGAGCUCCUGGCCCACACCAGGAAUGUGGUCAGCAAAGACCUGGAGGCGGAGACGGGUCUCCACACAGGCUGGAUCCAGAAUGGAGGUCUCUUCAUUGCCUCCAACAAACAGAGGCUGGACGAGUACAAGCGCCUCAUGUCGCUGGGUAAAGUUUAUGGCAUCGAGUCCCAUGUCCUGUCACCUGCGGAGACCAAAGACCUGUAUCCCCUGAUGAAUGUUGAUGACCUGUACGGAACCCUGUACGUACCAAAAGAUGGUACCAUGGACCCAGCAGGCACCUGCACCACCCUGAGCAGAGCCGCCACCGCCAGGGGAGCCACGGUGAUUGAGAACUGCCCUGUGACUGGUAUCCAAGUGCAGACAGAUGACUUUGGUGUGAAGAGGGUGAAGGCAGUGGAGACUGAUCAUGGGACCAUAGAGACGCCUUGUGUGGUGAACUGUGCAGGUGCGUGGGCCACCAAGCUGGGGCAAAUGGCCGGAGUCAAGGUGCCUCUUAUUGUGAUGCACCAUGCCUAUGUGGUGACAGAGAGAAUUGAAGGCAUACAGAACAUGCCAAACGUCAGGGACCAUGAUGCAUCGGUGUACCUGCGCCUCCAGGGUGACGCCCUGUCCGUGGGUGGCUAUGAACCCAACCCCAUCUUCUGGGAUGAGGUGUCUGAUAAGUUUGCCUUCAGCCUGUUUGACCUGGACUGGGAUGUAUUCAUGCAACACAUUGAGGGCGCGAUCAACAGAGUUCCCGUUCUGGAGCAGACUGGUAUCAAAUCCACCGUCUGUGGACCAGAAUCAUUUACAGCUGACCACAAGCCGCUGAUGGGAGAAGCCCCAGAGGUCAGAGGUUUCUUCCUGGGCUGUGGCUUCAACAGUGCUGGCAUGAUGUUGGGAGGUGGAUGUGGUAAAGAGCUGGCUCACUGGGUCAUACACGGACGCCCUGAAAAGGACAUGUAUGGAUACGACAUCAGGCGUUUCCAUAAUUCGCUGACAGACAACGCAAAAUGGAUCAGAGAGAGGAGCCACGAGUCGUAUGCUAAAAACUACUCUGUGGUGUUCCCCUUUGAUGAGCCGCUAGCCAGCCGGAACAUGAGGAAGGACCCUUUCCAUCAGGUGCUGACGGAGCAGGGCUGCGUAUUCCAGGAGAGACAUGGCUGGGAGAGACCUGGCUGGUUCAACAAAGACGGGCCUGCACCUCUUAAAGACUAUGAUUACUACGGGGCGUAUGACAUUAAGAGGAAUGUGAACUACAAGUACAACGAAUUGCUGGGAAAGGAGUACACCUUUGACUUCCCUCCGCAUCAUGACGUGAUAAAGAGUGAGUGCCUCUCAUGUAGACACGGUGUGGCAGUGUUUGACAUGUCCUACUUUGGAAAGUUCUAUCUCACCGGACCAGAUGCCAAGAAGGCGGCUGAUUGGCUGUUCACUGCUGAUGUCAACAAGAAGCCAGGCUCCACUGUGUAUACCUGCAUGCUGAAUAAGAGAGGAGGGGCAGAGGCUGACCUGACAGUGAGCAGACUGGAGCCUGGUGCUGCCAACCUGCCCCUGGCACCACAGUCCAAUGGUGAUGCAUACUACCUGGCCAUUGGAGGCGGUGUAGCAGAACACAACUGGAACCACAUUAGAACAGUUCUUCAGGACCAAGGCUUCCACUGCCAGCUGACAGACCACUCUGAGGACAUGGGGAUGAUCAGCAUCCAGGGACCCAAGAGUCGAGAGGUGCUUCAGGAGGUGUUGGACACAGACCUGAGCAACGAAGCUUUCCCCUUCUCUUCCCACAAAGUUGUUAAUGCAGUCGGGCAUCAGGUGCGAGCGAUGCGUCUGUCGUUUGUCGGAGAGCUCGGCUGGGAGUUGCACAUUCCCAAAGACGCUUGCCUUCCAGUCUACCAUGCUGUCAUGGCUGCUGGGAAAAAGCACGGCAUCAUCAACUCAGGAUACAGAGCUAUUGACUCACUCAGCAUAGAGAAAGGGUACAGACACUGGCACGCUGACCUUCGCCCAGAUGACACCCCCUUGGAGUCGGGGCUAGGCUUCACCUGCAAACUGAAGAGCUCGAUCCCGUUCCAGGGCCGUGAUAGGCUGGAGAAGCAGAAGGAGGAGGGGCUGAAGAGGCGCAUCGUCUGCUUCACCAUUGACGAGAAAGUACCGAUGUUCGGUCUGGAGGCCAUUUUCCGUAACGGCACGCCUGUUGGUCAUAUACGGCGUUCUGACUAUGGGUUCUUUAUCGACAAAACCAUCGCAUAUGGAUACAUCCGCAACCCUGAUGGAGGAGUGGUGAGUGCCGAUUUCAUAAAGAGCGGCGAGUUCACCCUGGAGAGGAUGGGAGUGCCGUACAAGGCCAAGGCCCACCUCAAAUCUCCAUUUGACCCUGAGAAUAAACGCGUCAAGGGCAUCUACGCCUGAGAGGGACCACAAGUGAAAACUGAAGAAAACACACUCUGGUUGGAGAAUCAGGCUGAGAGAGGUGCAACUGUGAUUUUUUUUACAUGCAGAUGCAGCUGUUUUAGUCUGAACUACUUCGUCAAAAAAUUAUGCAUCUUUAAUGUAAUAAUAAUUUUAUAAAGAUUAUGUCUGUGAUUAUAUCUGUGAACUGGAGCUAAUGAGAUGGAGUUUUUGUAGAUGGUCUGAAAUCUGUAUCAAGAUAUAAAAGAGGUGCUGAUUUUAAUCUGGUAUGAAUGUUUUGUUGUGAAGCUCUGUGUGUGAGAGUAACACUGUUCUCUUGUGAAUGCGCUCAUGUGAGUAGCGUUAUUGUGUAAACAAAAUCAAGAGGUAAACCUAUUGUGUUAUCUUCACUAAUCAAAUAAGUGUUGCCAGUAAUCCUGGGUAAACUGAAGAAGACCCUAACACAAUCUAGCUAACUCUGAUAAAGCCUGCGCCUCUUCUGGAUUAAUUUUAAGGACUAAAAUAAUAGCACAUGAUCAAUCUUUAGUUUUAGAAAUAGAAACUAAACUAAACAAUCUUUGCUCUCUUUUUAGACAAUAGAGACAAAUCAAACUAAUUCAGAAUGUCCAAGCCUUAACACUCGAUAACUCAGGAAGUCUUAAUUUAUCUUUAUGAAUAACUAGCAGCUGUCAUAGCAGUGGACCUUAGGACAGUAUUCAUUACCAUAAUUAUAGGUAUGAUGCUAAUGUUUUAUAUGAAGCACAGUCAGCGAACGACAGUAAUGAUAAGGGCUAAAAAAGCAGUCAUGCAUGUGUGUAAAGUAAAUACUGUAAAUUCUCAAUUAAGCCCCAUUUCAACCAAGCAGUAUGGUACGGUACAGUUGAGGUCUGUAUUAUUAUUAUUAUUAU